UUAUCGUGGAGCUUACAGUCUAACUUUGAUACUUGGCAAGCACAUAUGUAGUUCUGGGUUUUAUUCUUAUUUUGAUGUUCGAUUAUUGCCAACACAACGCCGAAACAGAAACAGAUUUCGAAAGGUACAGCUUCAAAAAUUGUUAAUCGCACUCAAAUCCUACCCGUUCAACAAUGGGGAACGUGAUGGCGUCAACCGCAGGCGUGGACUCCUCCCGUGGUCGCGGCAACGUGUCCGCAGGCUUGCGCUUGCCGGACGCCCCCACCCCUCCUCCCGCCGGAAUGCCGCAGCAGCUGGUGCAGGAGAUGGAGACGGAGGCCCGCAAAACGGAGCUGACCAAUCCCGGAACAGUGGAGGAGCUGCACAGCCGCUGCCGCGACAUCCAGGCGAACACCUUCGAGGGCGCCAAGAUCAUGCUCAACAAGGGACUGAGCAACCACUUCCAGGUGACGCACACCAUCAACAUGAACGCGGCGGCGGCCAGUGGCUACCGCUUCGGAGCCACCUACGUAGGCACCAAGCAGUUCGGCCCGAACGAGGCGUUCCCCGUCCUCCUGGGGGAGAUCGAUCCGAUGGGCAACAUGAACGCCAACGUGAUCCACCAGUUCACUCCUCGUCUGAGGUGCAAGUUCGCCGCGCAGUUCCAGGACUCGAAGCUGGUGGCCACCCAGCUGACGGGCGACUACCGCGGCAAGGACUACACCUUGUCCCUGACGAUGGGCAACCCGGGCAUCCUGACGGGCUCCGGCGUGAUUGUGUGCCAGUACCUGCAGGCGGUCACCCAGAGACUGGCCCUCGGCUCGGAGCUGGCCUACCAGUACGGACCCAAUGUGCCCGGUCGCCAAGUGGCUGUGCUAUCGGCGGUGGGACGCUACGCCGUCGCGGAUUCCGUGUGGGCGUGCACUCUGGGACCUGGUGGCUUCCACCUCAGCUACUACCAGAAGGCCAGUGACCAGCUGCAGAUCGGAGUCGAGGUGGAGACGAAUCUGCGCCUGCAGGAGUCCACGGCCACGGUGGCCUACCAGGUGGACCUUCCCAAGGCGGACCUGGUCUUCCGCGGCAGCCUCGACUCCAACUGGCACAUUGCCGGCGUCCUAGAGAAGCGGCUGCAGCCGCUGCCCUUCUCGUUGGCCAUCAGCGGUCGCAUGAACCACCUCAAGAACAGCUUCCGGCUGGGAUGCGGCCUCAUGAUCGGUUAACCUGAAAGCUAGCGGGGAUUAGGCACAGCUAGCACCGGUCGUUUCUGUUCUCCUCUUGUGUUUGGGAAAUUGCACUCUGCGGGAGUCACAAGGAAGAAGAAGCAACCAAAGCUAACAUGUUCAGAAACUAAAUUUUGAAAUUACUAAUGUUUUAAUUAUACUAGGUUGCACUCAAUCCCAUUUCUUGGCUUUCCAUGGCUUUUAAAAUUGUAUUGUGAAAUGUCUACAGACAGGAUCAUCAAAUCAAGUUGAAAAACAACUGAAAUAGUGGAGAUGUUAUUAUUCUGUGUAACAUUGAAUUGUAAUUUUUAAAGUUUAAAUUUUGGUAUCAAGGAACAGCAAAUUUGAAAUAAAAUGUUCAGGUUUAAGAAA
Molecule: messenger RNA, 1571 nt
Organism: Drosophila ficusphila
Lineage: Eukaryota; Metazoa; Arthropoda; Insecta; Diptera; Drosophilidae
Gene: tomboy40
Product: mitochondrial import receptor subunit TOM40 homolog 2
Exons: 1
Coding region: 174-1199 (341 amino acids)
Biological process (GO): protein import into mitochondrial matrix
Cellular component (GO): mitochondrial outer membrane translocase complex; mitochondrial outer membrane
Molecular function (GO): transmembrane protein transporter activity
Source: RefSeq, a predicted model, not a curated record